AGAUCGCUUUCAGGGGCAGUUGGCUACGUACCUGGGCCAACCUCAACCAAUAUUUGCUAUCUUCGGAAAUCCUGUCAAAAGCCUCAGGCACAUCCAAGCUAUAUCUACAAGACGAAAUACCCGUGUCGUCAGAACUUAUACCCAGCUCAACCAUCCAAUACGGAAAUUUGAUUAUCGUGCCCAUUCCACCUUCGACCGGACCUUCCAAUUCCAAAGCCAUGUAUCGAAAAAGCUCAGGAGCCGUGGGGUUCUCCUUCAACCGCCUCAUAACAAACGCGUUUCCGAACUUUGCCAACGACAAUCCUGGAGAAGACGCCGAUCUCACGUCAACCCAGAAGGACCUGUUAUGGGUGCAUCAGCUAGGCGCAGCAGAGACCAGGGGAAGGUCGCCAAUGACGCUCGAUGAAGAUAGUGCUUUCAGUGCCGGUAUAACGACGUCCGAGAAAAAUUCAGCUCGCAUCCACAAGGAACUCGUCAAGAACAGAAUCACCGAUCCAGCAGCACCACUGGGAAUCGACACCACUCGUAUCACGCAAAGGUUGCCUCAUGAGCUGGCCUUCGUCAGCAUCCAUGCCCAGCGCAAGACCGUCGGAAUGCUGUUCUUCUGGGAACAGGAAGCCCUUCGAUGGAGAUUGCUGGAUCAGGAGGAGUCCGAGCUCAAGGCGGCCUUGGAGGAUGAGGGGACUUCUGCCGCAUCCAAGCAGGAGUUGAAGGUCAGGCUGGAGGGUGUGAGUAUGAGAAGGGGCAUGAGACCGAGUUCAAGACAGGAGGAAGCGGAAAGCAGUGCGCAUCAAGAAGCACACCCGCCACAGUACUCGUGACGUCCUUCCUCUCCGAGUGGGAUGAGUGAAAGCGGACGAGUCUUCAUUGCUAAUGCAUUUUAGCAUCAAAGCAGGGCAAAGCUCGCAGAGGUAUGAAUCUAGUUUUCUAUGGCUUAAGCUGCACAACGGCAAUCUCUCAAGAGAUAUUCCGUAUGCAAUGAUCUUUUAU
Messenger RNA from Exophiala viscosa, 990 nucleotides. RefSeq lists its product as uncharacterized. The coding region runs from base 219 to 821 and encodes 200 amino acids. NCBI's taxonomy places the organism in Eukaryota, Fungi, Ascomycota, Eurotiomycetes, Chaetothyriales, Herpotrichiellaceae. The transcript is spliced from 2 exons. The record is from RefSeq and is a predicted model, not a curated record.